CGUGUUUAUGAUAAUUAUUAACAUAAUCAACGCCGUCAUAAUGUUAUUAUUAUUGUUGUUGCUUUGUUGUGUGUGUAUACCUAUUACCUACCUAUCUAAGCACGCGGCCGAACACGAGCGCGCGCACUCGCCAUCGUUCGGGUAAGAAACGGACGCCGAGAGGCGAGAAGCAGUCACAACCGGACCAUCGCAGUUGGCGUAUCUAGUCUAGCUACCGUUUUCCGGACCGAUAUAUUAUAAAAACAAUAUUAUUCUAAUCCCGGUAUACCUAUAAGUAUAGCUUAAACGUGUGCAUCGCUGUUCGGUUAAAAUAUAUAUAUAUAUAUCUAUCGAUAUUAUCAAACAUACAGUUUUCCAUUUUAUUCUCAUUCGUUCGAUGCGAUUUAACGACGUAGUAAAACCCUAUUGUGUGUAGUGUUGUUUAAGUGCAGUUUUUCAUUUUAAAUAUUAUUAUUAUUAUUAUUGUUAUUGUUUUAUUUAAACCGUUCCGACGACGCCGUUGAAAACUGCUCGCGAUCCGUCACCGAAGCGAUUGAUUUUAAUCGGAGCGAGAAAGAAAUCGCAGGGGUUCGCAGCGAUGUAGAUAGAUCGAAAACAUACGGUGGUCGUUAAAGACUUGAUCUGGGACUGGAAUCCGAGUGAGAUGUUUAUGCAUAAAAUCUGCGCCACGACGACGACAACGACGACGACAACGACGACGAAAACUACGAAAGUUCAAAAACGUAGUUCGGUGCCGAUUUGACAGCAAUAAUAUUAUCAUAAUAUUAUUAUAAAAAUUCACUGGUUUGGGAGAAGAGAUUGAAUACUAAAAAUCAAAAAAUACAUAAAAUAACACUUCUAGCCUAAAGAAAUGCAGCCAUUACCGAUUUGUGGAUUAUUGUUGUUUGCUUGUAUGCUGUUGGCGAGUUUGUCUUCAGCUGCUCAUCCGCCGUCACCUUGCCCGGAUACAUUUGUUUAUGAAGGAUCGGAACCAGAGAACAACAGGUGGUAUGGUGAGAUAUCACUGCGAACUGACGAGAGCUUAGUCGGCAUCCGACUGGACGUUGAAUUGGACCGACCAGCAGAUUUAAUGGUAUCAUGGAUGGGAGAGAUUACAACAAACGACAAUAUGAAAUUUACUGUGUUGAACUUAAAUCAAAAACUGAAGCCCGGACCCCCAGUGCUGUCUAGGAUCAUGGUCAAGUUCAACCGGUCGACGGGAAGUCCAAAAUUGCGGUUCAUUCGACUUAACGGUCGUAAGAUCUGCCCCGAAGAUUUGAAUUACAGUUCCGGAUAUGGGGAGGAAUCCCGGCCCUCGCAAAGGCCACCGCAGAGUACCAGGAGACCGGAUCCCGAGUUCGGUGCCGAUCCGGAUGAAUAUCCAGCAAACAGCGGUAGCACUAACCAUCACGACAAGAAUACAUAUCCGGUAAACGGUGUUACUAAUAACCACCGUGACAAAGAUAACCCAGUCAGACCAGGAUCGGACUAUUCACCGCAAGAUAAUCGUCCGACGACUACCGAAGGAUUGUACACCACCCGUAAACCAAGCAGGGGCACGACAUCGACAACCACGACGCCUCCCCGAAAUCCCUAUGAACAGGGCAACAUCAACGGUAAUGGUAACGGCAAUGGCAACAGACCGAACACAGUAACAUUGCAGGCCAGUAGUACUGAUACGAACAGUGACAUAAACGGUGUCAUAAACGAGCUACUGCAGAACCAAAACAGUAGAAACAAAACUGUCAUCAUAACCGUCAUCGAUGAAAAUCACAAUAACCGACCUAAUGGUGGUACGGAUGGUGGCAGUGCGACUAGGCCGAAUGUUUCAAACAACAGACCGUCCAGUCAGCAAACCAGCCAAAAGCCUAACAGCAACCAACAGAUCAACAACGGUGGAACCAGUGGAUCUUAUACAGGUUCCGUAAACUCGCUCUCGUCUAGUGGCCCAUCGUGCGGCGAAGUCAAGAUGGCCGUGCCGCUGGUAACUGCUGGGCAGUCCACGUACAGAGGACAAUGGCCCUGGCAUGUGGCACUCUAUCUGAUCGAAGGUAUAAACUUGAGCUACCAUUGCGGCGGGUCGCUCGUCUCCAAAAACAAAGUCAUUACGGCCGCUCAUUGUGUGACACAGAAACUGAACGACGCAGUCCUAAAUUCAACUAAAAUAGUCGUCUAUCUAGGAAAAUACCAUCAACUCCAGUACAGCGACGAGCUGGGCGUUCAAAUUAAACAGGUCGUCCGGAUAAAGGUGUACCCGUCUUACAACAGCAGCUCAUACUACGGAGACAUAGCUAUGUUGACGCUGUCCUCGGACGCCGAACUCACAAGCUACGUGACUCCUGUAUGCCUUUGGGAAGAGAGGUCUGACAGUUUGGAUGACAUCGUUGACAAAGACGGAACGGUUGUUGGUUGGGGCUUCGAUGAAAACAACACGCCAACCGAAGAACUGAAAAUGGCCAAGAUGCCGGUCGUAUCUCAGGAAACGUGCCUCUGGAGCUAUCCACAAUUUUAUUCAGAAUUCACGUCCGACAGAACGUUUUGCGCCGGCUUCAGAAAUGGCACAAGUGUAUGCAACGGAGACAGUGGCGGUGGCAUGGUGUUCGUAAGGAACCAUAGGUGGUACCUGAGAGGAAUUGUAUCCUUAACGGUGGCCAAAGACGGACUACGGGUAUGCGACACCAAACAUUACGUGGUGUUCACGGACGUGGCCAAGUACUCAGAUUUUGUCAGGAAGAACUUAUAAUGAUGGCGUCCAUCGUCUGAUAAAUGAUAUAAUAUAAUAUUAUAAUAUAUAUUAUGCAUCAAUCGAACGCAUACGAUUUGCAUAUUAUUCGCAUAGUGUACCUAUAAUUAAUAUGCCUUUCGCCGAUUUCUAUUAUACGGGUGGAAUUUUGCAUUUAUAUUGUGAACAUUUUAUAUUCUUAUUACGGUUAAAAAAAUUGUUUUUGAGCAUAAAAAUUAGUAAUGAGAAUAAUAAUACAAAAAGAGAACAAAAUCAA
Aphis gossypii (cotton aphid) is the source of this 2978-nucleotide messenger RNA. Its product is annotated as serine proteinase stubble-like. The transcript has 11 exons. Gene Ontology annotation, biological process: proteolysis. The coding region runs from base 851 to 2722 and encodes 623 amino acids. The record is from RefSeq and is a predicted model, not a curated record. Gene Ontology annotation, molecular function: serine-type endopeptidase activity. Lineage: Eukaryota; Metazoa; Arthropoda; Insecta; Hemiptera; Aphididae.